Molecule: messenger RNA, 1051 nt
Organism: Limanda limanda (common dab)
Lineage: Eukaryota; Metazoa; Chordata; Actinopteri; Pleuronectiformes; Pleuronectidae
Product: CDGSH iron-sulfur domain-containing protein 3, mitochondrial-like
Exons: 3
Coding region: 100-471 (123 amino acids)
Cellular component (GO): intracellular membrane-bounded organelle
Molecular function (GO): 2 iron, 2 sulfur cluster binding
Source: RefSeq, a predicted model, not a curated record
UAGAGGCCAUGUUGGGUCGCUUCCUGUAAGUUUAGUGAAGGAGCCGCAGGGAGACUCGACGCCAGGAGAAGAAGUGACGAUCCGACUCUGAGCCUCAGGAUGAACAUGAGCAGGCUGCUGCUGCAGAGAGGAUCCAGAGCUCUGCUGCCCGGCUCCUCCUUCACGGUGCAGAGCUGCCUGCUCUCCACACAGCCUGUGCCUGCAGCCCGGCUGCCCUGCCGAGUGAAGGUGUCUGCUGGGAAACGCUACGCCUGGUGUGCCUGUGGACACAGUAAGAAACAGCCUUUCUGUGAUGGAGCUCACAGGACGGCCGCACCCAGCAUCGCUCCUCUACGUUUCACCCCUGAAAAAGACGGGACCCUCAUGCUGUGUGCCUGUAAGCAAACCAAAAACGCUCCGUACUGCGAUGGCUCACACUUCAAGCUCAUCUACCGGGAUCUGGUGAAGUGGGUGAAAGGUGUGUUUAAAUGAGCGGCAGUCCACGGGUGUGUCCCUGUGAAGGAAUCAAACGUUUGACUCGACGGAAUCAUGUAAUUCAGAGUUAUCAGGGUAAAGCUCAUUAUUGUUGAUAUUGUGCAUGCCAUUAUUUUGCUGUGGAGAUGUGAAAGUAAGAUAUUAAACUGAUAUUGGAGCAGCUUCGGCUCAUGGGUUAGCGCGGCCGUCCUCUAAGAAGAAGUUUGGCGGUUCGAUCCAAGUGUCCUUUGGCAAGAUGUAAAAUUGUACUGUAAAGCGCUUCGAGUGGUCAUCCGAACUAUACAAGCACUAUUUAAAUAAAGACCAUUUACCAUAGCUUUCACUGAUUUAUCAUCUUCUGAAAUUUGCAUUUUUAUUACGUAUUUUGUUUAUUCUUAUACAAAUGUACACUAUAUGUAUAUAAAACUGUUGGUGGGUCCGUGUGAUAACGCUGUUGAUGCUGAAGCAGUGACCGUCACCUUGAAUAGGAACACUGAUGUCAUCAGUCCCAUCAGCCUCCUCACAUUAUCAUUUUAUAAAGACCUGACACUUUGUAUCCAUGUUUUUCAAAAUAUAUUAAAGGAAUAUUUUUUUUAAA